This is a messenger RNA of Sesamum indicum (sesame), 1190 nucleotides long. RefSeq lists its product as uncharacterized. The record is from RefSeq and is a predicted model, not a curated record. Lineage: Eukaryota; Viridiplantae; Streptophyta; Magnoliopsida; Lamiales; Pedaliaceae.
CCACCCCCCCACUCCUUUGAAACCACAUACUUAGAUUUUCUUGCCCCUGGUUUUCCCUAUUUCUCUUACAUUAUAGUAUACUGGAAACAAACAGAAACAUUCAUACUUAGAAAAAUUUCAUGGGAAGAACACCUUGCUGUGACAAAACACAAGUAAAGAGAGGGCCAUGGUCUCCUGAAGAAGACAACACCCUCAAGAACUAUGUUGAGAAACAUGGAACUGGUGGAAAUUGGAUUGCUUUGCCUCAAAAAGCAGGCCUUAAACGUUGCGGUAAGAGCUGUCGACUGCGAUGGCUGAAUUACCUUAGGCCUAACAUCAAGCAUGGAGGGUUCACUGAGGAAGAAGACAACAUCAUCUUAUCACUCUAUCAUAACAUUGGAAGCAGGUGGUCGGUCAUAGCUUCACAGCUUCCCGGAAGGACAGAUAACGAUGUGAAGAACUAUUGGAAUACAAAGUUGAAAAAGAAGCUUUUGGCAGCCGGAAAAACUAGCCCCUCUACCGCCACCGCCGCCGCCGCCACCAAUUAUGAUGUUGCGCCGCCCUCAUCGUUUCCAGUUGAUAUUACUACUCCUGAGAACAUGUCACCGUAUUUCCCAAUACUGGAGACGAAUUCCCAUCAACACAUGCUGGGUGCAGCUCAAAUACCUCUCCCGGAGCUCAUGGAAAUCCCCGAAAACAUCGAAAAUGCGUACACCUCUGGAUUGUUCCCUGCUGCUAAUCCAUUGCCUCAAGAACCGGUUUCGAGCCUGUCUCCGUCGUUCUCGCUGGACAACAAUGCGAGUGGAAGUUCAUCGUGGACGACAUCAAGUGAGGACGACAAGUUUCUGGCGGAAUUCGGGUCUGGAUUACUGCACUGUGAUGUUCUGAACUCCUUUGAUUAUCAAGAAAAGUUGAGUGAUGAUCAGAUCAACCAUCCCAGUUUUGCCUAUUACAGCAGCAGCUACUAUUCCGCCUCAAGUCUUGAAUGAUGAUUAACUGAGACAAGGGUAUUAUUACUUGAUGUAAUUGUAGGGUUUGUGUUUGUAGUUUGGUUGUGUAUGAAGAACUCAACUUGCAUGUGAAUCAGCUAAAGAUAAUUAACCUAAUUGAAUUAGCUAGUAGCUUGUGAUGAUCACCAUGUGUAGUAGUACUAUAGUUUGAUUUUUGAAUCUUGAUUAAUUGAAAAGUCAUAUGCAAGCUUUUCUGGUUAA